AUGUGGCCAAAGUCGCUGCUUGCGAAACAGUCCGUUGCAUACGAGACCAUCAAGGACAUUGAGGCCGAUGAAGUCGGCGACAACAGCUCGAUCGCUCCAAGAACGCCGUAUUACUGGGCCUGGACGCGAAGACUCCGCGAUCCUGUUGUACUUGCAUUGGUGUGCCAAAGCCUCAUUAUUGUUGUUUUAUGCACUCGACUCAUCAUCAGCAAGGACCUAGAUGACCUGGAAUGCGCUAGACAACUAUCGCCCUAUUCGCCAUACAUCGAAUCUGGUGAUAUGGAGUUUGUUGAAUACACAGAGCAGAAUCACUUGAUGCAGCCCUCACCAUAUCGCGGAAAACCAACGCGUGAGGUGGAGGAAGCCUGGAUUCGUCUCUGGAGAGUCCCUCCGAUUCGCUUCCCCGAAGACAAGCUGGCGGCCCUGAACAAAGCGCCACCGGAGAAGUAUGAGCGUGUUCCCAAAGAACUGGGGGGAGGCGUCAAGGGUUUUCUCAAUGUCUUCCACCAGCUUCACUGCCUGGUAAACAAGGCCCUCUUCGUCACCUCAAAACAAGCCAGAGCUGAUAAUAUACUCCAGAAUCUUGUGCGUCAGUACACUUACCGCAACGACUACGACUACAGCAACGUGACCGCUUUUAGGGCCCCUGAAGAACUUGUUCGAGGACACAUCGAUCAUUGCAUAGAGACCAUCAGAAAGUCUCUCAUGUGCACUGCUGACGUCACGCCUGUGGUGUUUGAAAAGGAUCCAUCACGGGCUUCGGGGUCAAAGAGCGAUUUCAAUCUGUGGCGCAAAUGCAGGGAUUUUGAUAGAAUUCAGGACUGGACCAUAAUGAACAGAGGUGUUUAA
Messenger RNA from Colletotrichum gloeosporioides, 849 nucleotides. Its product is annotated as Cyclochlorotine biosynthesis protein O. The transcript is spliced from 3 exons. The record is from RefSeq and is a predicted model, not a curated record. Gene Ontology annotation, biological process: mycotoxin biosynthetic process. NCBI's taxonomy places the organism in Eukaryota, Fungi, Ascomycota, Sordariomycetes, Glomerellales, Glomerellaceae. The coding region runs from base 1 to 849 and encodes 282 amino acids.